CGCGUCACGGCGUCAUUUUCUGAGCCGGCCAUUUUGUGAUAGUUCUCGUGAAGGAAGUAGAACUACAAAAUAAUUUUCAGAGUAAUUUAGGAAACAGGAGUAUAAAUAAUUAAAAAGGAAUGCAAAUGCAAAUGAAUCAAUACGGAGGACGAGGAUUUGGCGGUCCGCCUCAACCCCAAAGGCUAGGAGGACGACGAGGAAACCGAGGUGGUGGAGGCUUCCGUAAUUCUCGCUUUGAUCAAAAUCCUAGAAAUCAAAAUCCUCAAGGAGGUCAGAGACAAAAUGAGCCUAUCAAGCAAGUGCAACAAAAUGAAAAGCCUGCUCAACAAACACCAGCUCAAAAUCCACCUAAGGACAAGGAGACCACACCCCAGAAGCCUCCUCAGCAGCAGCAGCCCCAACCUCAGCAGCAGAAAGUUACUACUCCACAACCCCAGAAACCUCAGCCUCAACCUCAACCACAACAGCAGCAGCAACCAAAACCAAACCAGCAACCAAAACCAAACCAACCACAGCAACCGAAGCCACAAGCUCAAGCUGCUAACACUACUCCGGCCAAGCCUCAGGAUCAAGUUGAUAAAGCUUUUGGGAAUGACAGACAACAGAACCAGAAUCAAGGACCCUUCCAAAAAAACAUGAAUGGAAACUUUGGUGGACCUAAUAAGCAGGGCGGCACUUGGAGUCAAGGUGGACCUGGUAACAAAAACUUUGGACCUAGGAAUAACCAGAACCAGGGCCAGAACAAAGGUAGCCCUGGUGGACCAGCCCGCAAUCAGCAGAGGCCUAAUAACAGAGGUUCUUAUGGUGGCCCAGAUGGAAUGAAACAACCAAUGAGAGAGGAGCAAAUGCUGUCUCACAAGCUAAAGGAGUUAUCUGGACCCUUGAUUGAUCUACCUGCUAUUGAACAAACUGAAGUGAAAUUCAACGGUCGCAGUCGUUUGUACAUUGGAAACCUCACUAAUGAUGUAACAGAGGAAGAAAUAUUGCAGUUGUUUGGCCAGUUUGGAGAAACAGCCGAACUUUUCUUGAACAAAGAGAAAAACUUUGGAUUUAUCAAAAUGGAUUAUAGAGUUAAUGCCGAGAAAGCUAAGCGUGAAUUGGAUGGAAAGAUGAGGAAUGGGCGUAACUUGAGAGUCAGAUUUGCUCCUCACAACAGUGCCAUCCAUGUCAAGAACUUGCCACCGUUUGUGUCCAAUGAAUUAUUAUAUCGUUCAUUUGAAAUCUUUGGCAAGAUAGAGAGGGCUUUUGUUAGAGUCGACGAAAGAGGAAAGCCCCUCGGUGAUGGAAUUGUUGAAUUUGCAAGGAAGCCUAGUGCAUUGGCCGCCAUUCGUAAUUGUUCGGAGAAAUGUUUCUUCCUUACAUCUUCACUCAGACCAGUUAUUGUGGAAAAUUUGGAGGAACCAGAUGAGUUUGAUGGCUACCCUGAGAAGAACUUGCCAAGGAAGCACCCAGAAUUCAUGAGAGCUAGAGAGUAUGGACCCCGAUUUGCCGAGCCUGGCAGUUUCGAGCAUGAAUAUGGCACAAGGUGGAAGCAGCUUCAUGAGCUCCACCGUCAGAAGGAGGAGGCGCUAAAGAAGGAACUUGCCUCUGAAGAGGAAAAGCUUGAGGCUCAAAUGCAGUUUGCUAAGUACGAGCACGAGACUGAGUUGCUGCGCGAGCAACUGCGCCAGCGAGAGGAGGACCGCGAGCGCCAGAAGCGCAGCUGGGAGAUGGCGGAGCGCGCGGCGGAGGAGCGGCGCGAGGCCGAGCGCCUGCAGCGCCUGCGCCAGGAGGAGGAGCUGGCGCAGCGCAUGCGCCAGCAGGACGACGAACUGCGCCGCAGACAGCAGGAGAACACGCUCUUCGUGCAGGCUCAACGUCUCAACUCUAUGCUGGAUCGUCAAGAACAAGGAAUGUUUGAUCAGCAGCCAAUGGAGGGCGGCUUCAGAGACCAGUUCGACAGGCAACGCGGAGGAUAUGACGACAUGCCGCAGAACCGCGUUUGGGACAACUCGCGACAGAUGGAUGAUUUCCCUAACAAACGCCGUCGCUUUUAAAUACGCUCCGUCGCAACUAUGAGCGUCAAACGUUCGUCUGAGCGUCCUCGCUCUGGACAAUUCAAUAGUCUUUGUAAAAGUCGAUCGAUGAGUCACCAGCCAUUAAUGCGUUUAGCAGCGUCAACUGAGUUGCUUACGACUAGUUGUUCAGAACUUUACUCCAUCCUUUAAAUAACCAGCAACCUUCGGACAGUGUAUUAUCAAAAAUAGAAAAAAUAUCGUUUAUAAUGCAACAUAAAAAUUUGUAAUUUAAAUGUUUAAUACUAUCCUUUGACACAACUCUUUCGCUACUGAGUCUCAACGAUAACGAUAUCUUAAUUUUUAUAUUAUGUCGGUGUUUAUAAGCUGCUUUUACUUUUACAAAUAGAAUUAAUAAUUAUGUAAAACGAAAAUUGAAUUUCACCGAUAUGGCAGUUCUGAUAAUUUGCUUGUUGUUAAUUUCAUUUUGGAGAUAUUAAUCAUAAUUUUAUGAGAUUUAUUUGCGUUCUUAGAAUUACAUUAAGAAAAAAACGCGUAAAGUGUUUGAUUAGAUAAUUUAGCAUAAUAUUUUGAUAGUGUUUAACAUAACGUAAAGAAUAAAAUCUUAGAUAUUUACCAGCUAGUAAUAAUUAAAUAGUAGAUCGUACGAUUUAAUGAAAUCAAUUCAAUAAGGUGUGUCGUAAACUUUAUUCCUUCUAUUAAACAGUUGUAGGUUAGUAUUAAUUUUUAGUUUAGUGACGUAAACAUUAUUUUAUUACAUCGACGAAACUUUCUGAUCCAGCCAAAAGGCAAAAUUUUUACACAGACGUGAAGAAUAUCUCUUCACGUCUGUGUAAAAAUUACGAAAUAAAAGCUUUUUUAUCACUUAGGUUCAACGUUUUUAACAAUAAUAUGUUAUUUUGUAGUUCUGUAUCCAUACAUAUUAUAGUAAAGCAGAAAGAUAGGAAGAUUGCAAGGAGUAGGCAUUGUGAGUGGAGAUGUAUGUAUGAGCCUAGUGCGAAAACAUAACAAUUUGUGUAAAUGUGUGAAAUUUGAAAAAAACGUGUGUAGGUAUGUAUAUUGAGGAAAUCAUAUUGUAUUCUCUAUCUUAAUAUCUUAUAGAUUAAUAAAAUAUUUCAAAUAUCAA
This is a messenger RNA of Aricia agestis (brown argus), 3141 nucleotides long. RefSeq names its product hrp65 protein-like (gene Psf). The coding region runs from base 120 to 2036 and encodes 638 amino acids. Lineage: Eukaryota; Metazoa; Arthropoda; Insecta; Lepidoptera; Lycaenidae. Gene Ontology annotation, molecular function: RNA binding. The record is from RefSeq and is a predicted model, not a curated record. Gene Ontology annotation, biological process: regulation of DNA-templated transcription. The transcript has 11 exons. Gene Ontology annotation, cellular component: nucleus.